Messenger RNA from Pristis pectinata (smalltooth sawfish), 2071 nucleotides. RefSeq names its product peroxisomal biogenesis factor 26 (gene pex26). Gene Ontology annotation, molecular function: ATPase binding; protein-containing complex binding. Lineage: Eukaryota; Metazoa; Chordata; Chondrichthyes; Rhinopristiformes; Pristidae. Gene Ontology annotation, biological process: protein import into peroxisome matrix; protein import into peroxisome membrane. The transcript is spliced from 5 exons. The record is from RefSeq and is a predicted model, not a curated record. The coding region runs from base 443 to 1348 and encodes 301 amino acids. Gene Ontology annotation, cellular component: peroxisomal membrane; peroxisome.
CAGGAUAUGGUCCCUCCGGGAUCUGGUGACAUGGUGAUCCGGUCCCUCUGGGACCCAGUGACUCCGGGAUCAGGUGACUCCAGGAUCCGGUGACUCCGGGAUCCUCUGAAUCCGGAACCCGGUGACUCGGGAUCCGGUGACUUCGGGAUCCGGUGACUCCAGGAUCCGGUCCCUCCGGGAUCCUCUGACUCUGGGAUCCGGUGACUCCGGGAUCCCCUGACUCCGGGAUCCGGUGACUCCGGGAUCCUCUGACUCCGGGACCCGGUGACUCCGGGAUCCGGUGACUCCGGGAUCCUCUGACUCCGGGACCCGGUGACUCCGGGAUCCGGUGACUCCGGGAUCCUCUGACCGCCCCCCGCUGCUCCGGCGCCCCCUGGCGCUCGGGAGGGGCGGCCGGUGGGCGCGAACUCUCGCGAGAGCGGGGCCCGGAGCGGAGGGCGACAUGAGGGGCUGCGGGCCGCUGGUGCUGGGCCGCUGGGCGCCGGAGCCCGGCCGCGCCCUGCUCCCGUGCCCCGGCCUGGAGUGGCUGGAGCGGGCCGCACACCUGCUGCAGGUGCAGCGCGACUUCUCGGGGGCGCUGGCGGCCUGUGAACGCGGCCUGGAGUGGCUGGGCCCGGAGCCCGGGGAGCCCGGCAGCACAGCCCGGGCCGCUGACAUCAGGUGCUCCCUGUGCGCGAUGGGGCUGCAGGCGCUGGCAGAGCAGCGGCAGUGGCGCCAGGCCUGGGACUGGCUGCUGCAGCAGUAUGGCAGCCCCGACCGAGUCCCCGCCAGGCUGCUCCAGAUGUGCAUCAUCCUGUACAGCAAGGCUGGAGAGCCAGGCCGAAUCCAGCAGGCCGUCUGCAGCUGGCUGAAGGGCAGAGCCAGCACGGGUGCCCCCGGCAGUGUGGGGCUGGUGUUAGAGCUGUACAUACUGCAUGUGCUGCUGCCACUUGGUCUUUACGCAGAGGCGGAGAAGGAGAUCCAGGACACUACCGUGCUGACAGAGCAACAGAAGGAAUCGGCACGACAGGUCGUUCUGCAAAGGAGGUCCAAGGUGCCGGAGCAACAAUCGGUGGACGGGAGGAGCCAGGUUCCGGCAGAAUGCAGCAAGCGCAGGCACUCAGCACACUACACCACACGUCACAUGUUCAAGUUCAUUCAGCAAGUGCUUGGGUUGUGUCGUAGAAGUCUGCGUUUGGUAUCUCUUCGCAAGCUGCUCCUGGCUGUGUUCGUGGCCUAUCUGCUGAUCAUCAGGCUGGACCCUGCCUCUCCAGCUACCUUGUCCUGUUUAACCAGCCUCCGGCACUUUCUCAGGUCCGCGUGGUACACUAUGUUUUCCCCUUACUACAAGGCCAGGGUUGGCAUGUGACUCUAGCACGGCGUGUUGGUUGUCCGUCCUCUGGUUGGUUGUGCAGCCGAGGAAGUCCAGAUGCUGGGGUCUUUUGCUCCAGUGAAGCUCAUCCUGAUCAGCGUUCUCAGACCUGCAGUUCGUGGCUUCCGUGCACAGCAGAGACACACCUCAACGUUCCCUGCUGUAAUCUCUUUCGGCUGUACUCUUUAUUGAAGGUGUUGAUUGUAUCUCUGUCCCUCGAUUGCUGCUGUUAGCUCAGCCUGCAGGUGUGGACUCCGCUGAUCAAUGUGUUGGGGAAGGAGGAGGUGAAUAUCUGGGGCCAAAGUAUUUGUAUGUGGGGAGUGACUACCCUGCGGGGGAGUGGUAUUUGUGAGGGAGACAUCCCAUUAAAAGAUCCACCCCAGUCGAUGCAGUCCAGUGCUCCAGUGAAAUUGAGGCUGUAGUGGUGAAUACAGUCGUCUUUUCUGUAGCAAAAGCAACCCAAUCACCUUCCCACACCACAGCAUCACAAGGUUGGGUGCCCCAGUAAAUAUCACAGUACGGGGUAUUAGCAGUCAUUACCUAACUUUUUACAGCAGUGAAUAGAACUCAGCUUUCGUUUACAAGCAGAACACUAAGUGACGUCCUUGGUGCCUGAGUCUCUGGUCAGACCUGACAACUUCGAGUGAGUUACCAGUUAGAAUUGUGUGUAAAUUCGUUAACAUCGGGGUAGUUGACAAUAAAGAUACACUGGGGAAAGUA